Molecule: messenger RNA, 1266 nt
Organism: Xenopus tropicalis (tropical clawed frog)
Lineage: Eukaryota; Metazoa; Chordata; Amphibia; Anura; Pipidae
Product: basic salivary proline-rich protein 2-like
Exons: 2
Coding region: 1-1266 (421 amino acids)
Source: RefSeq, a predicted model, not a curated record
AUGGAGGCAACCCCAAAGCCAAUCCCCAAAGGCAACCCCAAAGGCAACCCCAAAGCCAAUCCCCAAAGGCAACCCCAAAGGCAACCCCAAAGCCAAUCCCCAAAGGCAACCCCAAAGGCAACCCCAAAGCCAAUCCCCAAAGGCAACCCCAAAGCCAAUCCCAAAGGCAACCCCAAAGGCAACCCCAAAGCCAAUCCCCAAAGCCAAUCCCAAAGGCAACCCCAAAGCCAAUCCCCAAAGGCAACCCCAAAGCCAAUCCCAAAGGCAACCCCAAAGCCAAUCCCCAAAGGCAACCCCAAAGCCAACCCCAAAGGCAACCCCAAAGGCAACCCCAAAGGCAACCCCAAAGGCAACCCCAAAGCCAAUCCCCAAAGGCAACCCCAAAGCCAAUCCCAAAGGCAACCCCAAAGGCAACCCCAAAGCCAAUCCCCAAAGCCAACCCCAAAGGCAACCCCAAAGCCAAUCCCCAAAGGCAACCCCAAAGGCAGCCCCAAAGCCAAUCCCAAAGGCAACCCCAAAGCCAACCCCAAAGCCAAUCCCAAAGGCAACCCCAAAGCCAACCCCAAAGGCAACCCCAAAGGCAACCCCAAAGGCAGCCCCAAAGCCAAUCCCAAAGGCAACCCCAAAGCCAACCCCAAAGCCAAUCCCCAAAGGCAACCCCAAAGCCAAUCCCCAAAGCCAAUCCCCAAAGCCAACCCCAAAGGCAACCCCAAAGCCAAUCCCCAAAGCCAAUCCCCAAAGCCAACCCCAAAGGCAACCCCAAAGCCAAUCCCCAAAGCCAAUCCCCAAAGCCAACCCCAAAGGCAACCCCAAAGCCAAUCCCAAAGGCAACCCCAAAGCCAAUCCCAAAGGCAACCCCAAAGCCAAUCCCCAAAGGCAACCCCAAAGCCAAUCCCAAAGGCAACCCCAAAGGCAACCCCAAAGCCAACCCCAAAACCAAUCUCCAAAGGCAACCCCAAAGCCAAUCCCAAAGCCAAUCCCAAAGGCAACCCCAAAGCCAAUCCCAAAGGCAACCCCAAAGGCAACCCCAAAGCCAAUCCCAAAGGCAACCCCAAAGGCAACCCCAAAGCCAAUCCCAAAGGCAACCCCAAAGGCAACCCCAAAGGCAAUCCCAAAGCCAAUCCCCUUGGCUCAACAUAUUCUGACCCCUCACUACCCCUGGGCAGAAGGGCUGUGUGUCUUGUUUGCCCUCCGAGCACCAGUCCAGAAGAGGUUUCAUUGACAGUGAUACCUUUAUUGUAUGUUCAAACCUCUGUUGAAAAGUAA